Falco peregrinus (peregrine falcon) is the source of this 902-nucleotide messenger RNA. It is a transcript of the gene ASCL1, whose product is annotated as achaete-scute family bHLH transcription factor 1. The record is from RefSeq and is a predicted model, not a curated record. Gene Ontology annotation, cellular component: RNA polymerase II transcription regulator complex. NCBI's taxonomy places the organism in Eukaryota, Metazoa, Chordata, Aves, Falconiformes, Falconidae. The transcript is spliced from 2 exons. Gene Ontology annotation, molecular function: RNA polymerase II transcription regulatory region sequence-specific DNA binding; protein dimerization activity; DNA-binding transcription factor activity, RNA polymerase II-specific. Gene Ontology annotation, biological process: sensory organ development; positive regulation of transcription by RNA polymerase II; regulation of neurogenesis. Bases 114 to 761 code for a protein of 215 amino acids.
CGAGCGCGGCAAAAUAGUUUUUUUACCUCCUUUCCAGUUUUGUUUCGGGUGGUGGGGGGACGGGCACCGGCCGCCGCUCGGGCGCCCCCGCCUCGCAGGACGCCCCCGCGCCCAUGGCCAGCGGCAGCCCCGCCAGGAUGGCCAGCGGCGCCGGGCAGCCGCCCUUCCUGCAGCCGGCGUGCUUCUUCGCCGCCGCGGUGGCCGCCGCCGCCCCGCCGGGGCCGCCGCCCGGGGCGCCGCCGCCGCAGCUGAGCCCGGCGGGCGGGCACCCCUCGCCGGGCGGGAAGCCCUCGGCGCCGCGGGCCGCCAAGCGGCAGCGCUCGGCCUCGCCGGAGCUGAUGCGCUGCAAGCGGCGGCUCAACUUCAGCGGCUUCGGGUACAGCCUGCCGCAGCAGCAGCCGGCGGCCGUGGCGCGGCGCAACGAGCGGGAGCGCAACCGGGUGAAGCUGGUGAACCUGGGCUUCGCCACCCUGCGGGAGCACGUCCCCAACGGGGCCGCCAACAAGAAGAUGAGCAAAGUGGAGACGCUCCGCUCCGCCGUCGAGUACAUCCGCGCCCUGCAGCAGCUGCUCGACGAGCACGACGCCGUCAGCGCCGCCUUCCAGGCCGGCGUCCUCUCGCCCACCAUCUCGCCCAGCUACUCCCACGACAUGAACUCCAUGGCGGGCUCCCCCGUCUCCUCCUACUCCUCCGACGAGGGCUCCUACGACCCGCUCAGCCCCGAGGAGCAGGAGCUGCUCGACUUCACCAGCUGGUUCUGAACGCCGGCGGCCCGCGCGGCAGGACAGUUGCAAAAGGGAAAAAAAACAAAGCAAAACACAAAUAUAUCACAGACAGAAAGACAGACACAAAUCCACUCAGAAAAAGAACCUGUUGCGUUUCCCUCUCCGCCGCCGUCGGAG